Molecule: messenger RNA, 2718 nt
Organism: Thalassophryne amazonica
Lineage: Eukaryota; Metazoa; Chordata; Actinopteri; Batrachoidiformes; Batrachoididae
Gene: kctd7
Product: potassium channel tetramerization domain containing 7
Biological process (GO): protein homooligomerization
Source: RefSeq, a predicted model, not a curated record
AAUUGCCAUCACUAAUGUUUUCUGUCAUAUUGAGGUCCAUGUAAAUGCCUGGAAAGUAUGCGGUUGAAGAUGAGUGUGUUAAUUUAAAAAAAAUCUUAUCGUGACUGAGGGCAGUUCUGCAGUUACUGCAUGAUUCAGCAGUUCACUCUGUGUCCUGUAGAGGGCAGCAAUGCGCUUAGUAGCAGCUCCACUGCCUCAUGUGUAUAGAAGAAGAAGAAGAAGAAGAAGAAGACGACGACGAAGCCCAAAUAAACAGCUGAGUUCUGGACGAUUCAGGAGCAGCAGGUCUUGUUUGUGUGAGAUGUUAUGGGCGGACGCCUGUCUUAAGUUUGAGGUCACAGACGAUGUGGGCGGACUCCUAACUCGUGUCUGAGUCACGAAGGCUAUGGACUGUGGUUGCGCGCAUGCAGCAGAAUGGUUGCGGCGGCAGGGAGCGUCAGUCUUUCAGUCCUCUGCCUGCGGUGCGGAGGUUCCUUCAGGACAGAGGGACGCUGCCCUUACCCAGGCUAAUGGUGCUGUUCUCGGCCGCAGGCGCCGCCACCGAGGACGACGCCAUGUCCACUUCCGCCGAUGUGGAGGACGACUUCCGGAAGCCUGCAGCGUGCGAACAGGACCCGAAGGAGCGCUCUGCUGAUGAGUGUUAUUUGAUGUCUGAGACGGUUCAGGAUAUUUCAGGAGCUGACAGACAGGAUCUUGUCCCAGGCAUGAAGAGACCCAGAAUCAGCACUGCUGUUAGUACUAUGAGUUUUCCAGAAGUAAUUUCUCUGAAUGUGGGUGGCACGUACUUCACUACACGCCUGUCUACACUGCAGAGGUAUGAAGACAGCAUGCUGGCUGCCAUGUUUAGUGGACGUCAUUACAUUCCACGUGAUGCUGAAGGUCGUUUCUUCAUUGACCGUGAUGGGACCUAUUUUGGAUAUGCUGGACAGUCUUUCCACUCACACUCACCUUCAAACGCUUAUCCAAUAUUGGGUCAUGGGGGCUGGAGCCUAUCCCAGCAGUCACAGGGUGAGAGGCAGGUUUCCCCUGGACAGGACACUAGUACUGAUGCAUUUGUUGGAAAGAGCCUGAUCUCCUUUGAUGACAACAACGACAUUGUCAGGGCACAGGGUCACUAUCCUAUCAGCAAGGAACCAAAAGAGCUCUGUCUUGUUGUCGUUGUCUCUCAGGAAACUUCUCCAGUUCUGUGUGUGGAGUUUCCCAGUGUCACUCAGUGCCACAGGGAAAGACUGUUUUUCAUGUUGGAAAAACUCAAGCAGGUCACACUCUCACGAUUGGCAGGAUAUAAAGAGUUGCAAGACCAGAUGCCAAUCAUCUUUGAGUACCUGCUUCUUCAUGUCGCCAGAAGUUGCAGCUGCCUCUUGGCGAAAGAAGUCAGCUUUGUUCUUGUUGAUCAGUCUAUAGAAGGAAGCCUCAUCACCCAGACCAUUGAAAAAGUCUCUGAAGGCAACUUUACCUUUCUCAAGGCUGAGUCGUCAUCGUUGCUGAUGAGGACCACUACUGUUGUGUCAUCUGCAAACUUGAUGAUGUGGUUUGAGUUGUGUCUGGCACAACAGUCAUGGGUCAUCAGGGUGAACAGCAGAGGGCUCAACACACAUCCCUGGGGGACCCCUGUGUUCAUGAUGGUGGUCUGUGAGGAGUUUUUGCCAACUCUUACUGUCUGUGAUCUGUUGAUGAGCCAGGCUGAGGUGAAAUGCUGCUGCUAUGGCAUCAUCAGUGGAGCGCUUGGGACGGUACGCAAACUGGAAAUGGGUCAAAAGUGGCGGCAGUAUGAUGGUGGUGACUUUGAAGCAUUCUGGUAUGAUGGCUUGGCUCAGAGAGAUGUUGAAGAUAUCUGUGAGAACAUCUGCGAACCCCAGGUGUGGGUCAAUGAUGGCGUUGAGGUAUCUGAGGACAAGGUGCUUGAAGGUCUUCAUCACCGCAGAGAUAACCUGGAACGUAUUGUGGAAAUCGCUAGACUGAGAGCCACGCAAAAAAAAGCUCGGUUUGCCAAGCUGAAGGUCUGUGUGUACAAGGAAGAGACGCCCAUCACGCCCUAUGAGCGGCCUUUUUUCAACUCUCUGCACUUUGAGCGCUCAAACAGUGAGGCAAAGCUCUUUGAGCACCAAUGUGAGGUGGACGUGUCCUUCGGGCCGUGGGAGGCAGUGGCCGAUGUCUACGACCUGCUGCACUGCAUCGUCGGUGACUUGGCUGAGCGCGGAAUUGCCGCGGAGCACCAGUGCAUUGGUGUUUGUGACAAGCAUCUUAUCAACCACUACUACUGCAAGAGGCCCAUCUACGAGUUUAAGAUCACAUGGUGGUGAAGGAUUUCCCUUUUUUCGCCUCCUUCCGUGGCUGACCACACAUUCAAAGUGACAUCUUUCUGAGAGAUCAGACUGAUUUUUGCCAGAAUGGGGAGCGAUGUAUUUGAAAAACAUUGCAGCACUGUAUCACUUCCUCCGUUUCCACUUUCAUAAGCGCUCACACAUGCAUCUGAAGUUUAGAUGUAUGGUGUGAGCGCAUGUAGCGCACGCUCUGUGUGCACUGUUCACCUGUAAGUGCGCAGUAUCUUUAUUGUCAUAUAUAUAGGACAAGUUUUUAUAGCAAUUGUAUUGUUGAGUAAUAUAGUGGUCCCUCGCUAUAACGCGGUUCAUCUUUCGUGGCCUCGCAGUUUCGUGGAUUUUUUUAGUCCAAUUUUGCAUGCUUUUUUUUACAGCACAUUGUGUUCUGCGUCCUCAU